AUGAUCGGUGUGGCCCAGGGGGCAGGGCCUCAGCCUUCUAAGCCAAGCUCCCUCUUCCUCCCUCUGACGUUGGCACUGGCAGUGCAGGGCUUCCCCAUAAUCCUGGCAGGCAAGCCUCCCCUGGGGUUCCAAACUUCUGUCCCCACUGAAGUGUUUAUCCUCUUCUCUAAUCCCAGCCUCCUUUUCCCUGUUUCCAUGUGCUCUGAGAGAUGCUCCCGCUCCCCCAGGCUCCCUCUGCAUCCCCCUCAUUUUCUUCCUCCCCACUGUGUCAAUGGGGUCCUAACCCCACCCUCGGCACUGUCACCUUUUCCUGAUCUGAAGUGGGACCUUCUUUUCCCCCGAGUGGUCCUGUCUAGGGGUGCCGCUGCCGGGCCCCCUCUGCUCUUCCUGCUGGAGACUGGGGCCUUUUGGGAGUCAGCAGGCACCCGGGCCAACCGCAGCCAGCGAGGGGUCAGCGAUACUUCGCCGGCGAGUCAUCAGGGUGAGCUGGCCGUGUGCGAUGCAGUCACUGGCUGGGUGACAGACCCCUGGACCGCUGUGGACUUGGUUGUGCUCGAGGUGGAGGUGUUGGGCGAGGUGCCUGCAGCUGGCGGCAGUUCCCUCCUCCAACACUUCUUUGUCACCUGCUUCGAGGCCGAUAACUCUGAGGAAGGUGGCCCAGGGGUAGGUGGAGGGGCUGCCGCCGGGGUGUGGACCGGGGGGCACUGGGUGUCUGAGUGCAAGGCCAAGCAGUCCUAUGUGCGGGCAUUGACCGCUGAUGCCCAGGGCUGUGUGGACUGGCGAUGGAUUCAAAGUGGCACUGCCUGUGUCUGCACACUCCUCAGCCGGACUGGCCGGGCCUGA
Molecule: messenger RNA, 843 nt
Organism: Gorilla gorilla gorilla (western lowland gorilla)
Lineage: Eukaryota; Metazoa; Chordata; Mammalia; Primates; Hominidae
Product: neurotrophin-4-like
Exons: 2
Coding region: 1-843 (280 amino acids)
Biological process (GO): negative regulation of neuron apoptotic process; nerve growth factor signaling pathway; positive regulation of peptidyl-serine phosphorylation
Cellular component (GO): synaptic vesicle; axon; extracellular region
Molecular function (GO): nerve growth factor receptor binding; growth factor activity
Source: RefSeq, a predicted model, not a curated record